ACGAACUGAUAACUGCAUUAUUUAUUCAACAUUUUAAAUAAUGGCAUUUUUUUUCAAAGACAAAAGAUCCAGAGCUUCACCUUUUUCUGAAUGAUUACACUUCAGUCUUCACGGUUACUCAGACUGGUAUCAUUCGCUACCUCACCUUACUACAACCAGUGGACAGGGAAGAACAGCAAACUUACACCUUUUCGAUAACAGCAUUUGAUGGUGUACAAGAAAGUGAGCCAGUUAUUGUCAAUAUCCGAGUGAUGGAUGCAAAUGAUAACACCCCAACGUUCCCUGAAAUAUCCUAUGAUGUCUACGUUUAUACAGAUAUGAACCCUGGAGACAGUGUCAUACAGCUCACUGCAGUCGACGCAGACGAAGGGUCAAAUGGGGAGAUCACAUAUGAAAUCCUGGUUGGGGCUCAGGGAGACUUCAUCAUCAAUAAAACAACAGGGCUUAUCACCAUCGCUCCGGGGGUGGAAUUGAUAGUCGGGCGGACUUACGCGCUCACAGUCCAAGCAGCGGAUAAUGCUCCUCCUGCAGAGAGAAGGCACUCCAUAUGCACCGUGUACAUUGAAGUACUUCCACCAAAUAAUCAAAGCCCUCCUCGCUUCCCACAGCUGAUGUAUAGUCUUGAAAUCAGUGAAGCCAUGAGGAUUGGUGCUGUUUUAUUAAAUCUACAGGCAACUGAUCGAGAGGGAGAUCCAAUAACGUAUGCCAUUGAGAAUGGAGAUCCUCAGAAGGUUUUUAAUCUUUCUGAAACUACUGGGAUUCUAACCUUAGGGAAAGCACUGGACAGAGAAAGCACCGAUCGCUACAUUCUGAUUAUCACAGCUUCAGAUGGCAGGCCAGAUGGCACUUCAACUGCCACAGUAAAUGUGGUGGUGACAGAUGUCAAUGACAAUGCUCCAGUGUUUGAUCCCUACCUACCUAGAAAUUUAUCUGUGGUGGAGGAAGAAGCCAAUGCCUUUGUGGGUCAAGUAAGGGCAACAGACCCUGAUGCUGGAAUAAAUGGUCAAGUACACUACAGUUUGGGUAACUUCAAUAACCUUUUUCGCAUUACAUCCAAUGGGAGCAUUUACACAGCAGUGAAGCUUAACAGAGAAGUCAGGGACUACUAUGAACUUGUUGUUGUGGCAACAGAUGGAGCAGUACACCCUCGUCAUUCAACUCUAACACUGGCCAUCAAGGUUUUGGAUAUUGAUGAUAAUAGUCCUGUGUUCACCAAUUCAACAUACACUGUCGUUGUGGAAGAAAAUCUGCCAGCUGGGACCACCUUCCUUCAAAUAGAGGCCAAAGAUGUUGACCUUGGAGCAAAUGUGUCUUAUCGGAUAAGAAGCCCAGAAGUGAAGCACUUGUUUGCACUACAUCCAUUUACAGGAGAACUAUCCCUUUUAAGGAGUUUAGAUUACGAGGCAUUUCCAGACCAAGAAGCAAGUAUCACGUUUCUGGUGGAGGCCUUUGAUAUUUAUGGAACGAUGCCACCUGGUAUUGCUACUGUCACGGUGAUAGUAAAGGAUAUGAAUGAUUAUCCUCCUGUUUUCAGUAAACGAAUCUACAAAGGGAUGGUGGCUCCAGACGCGGUCAAGGGUACACCAAUCACAACAGUUUAUGCUGAAGAUGCAGACACUCCUGGAUUACCUGGAAGUCGUGUGAGGUAUAGAGUAGAUGAUGUCCUGUUUCCUUACCCUGCCAGUAUUUUUGAUGUAGAAGAAGAUUCUGGAAGAGUAAUAACUCGAGUUAAUCUUAACGAAGAACCUACAACAAUUUUUAAGUUGGUGGUGGUUGCUUUUGAUGAUGGUGAGCCUGUGAUGUCCAGCAGUGCCACAGUGAAAAUUCUUGUUUUACAUCCUGGAGAAAUCCCACGUUUCACACAAGAGGAAUAUAGACCUCCUCCAGUAAGUGAACUUGCCACCAGAGGGACCAUGGUUGGUGUAAUUUCUGCUGCGGCCAUUAAUCAGAGCAUUGUGUACUCCAUUGUUUCAGGAAAUGAAGAAGAUAAGUUUGGAAUUAAUAAUGUCACAGGCGUUAUCUACGUGAAUGCCCCUCUGGAUUAUGAGACCAGGACCAGCUAUGUACUUCGAGUCCAGGCUGAUUCCCUGGAAUUGGUCCUUGCCAAUCUUCGAGUUCCUUCAAAAAGCAAUACAGCUAAAGUAUACAUUGAAAUUCAGGAUGAAAAUGAUCAUCCCCCAGUGUUUCAGAAAAAAUUCUACAUUGGAGGUGUAUCUGAAGAUGCAAGAAUGUUUGCUUCUGUGCUCAGAGUUAAGGCUACUGAUAAAGAUACUGGCAAUUACAGCGCCAUGGCAUACAGACUCAUAAUACCACCAAUUAAAGAAGGAAAAGAAGGAUUUGUAGUGGAAACAUAUACAGGGCUUAUCAAAACUGCUAUGCUCUUCCAUAAUAUGAGGAGAUCCUACUUCAAGUUUCAAGUUAUCGCAACUGAUGACUAUGGGAAGGGACUGAGCGGCAAAGCAGAUGUACUUGUCUCUGUGGUCAAUCAGCUGGAUAUGCAAGUCAUUGUUUCCAAUGUGCCCCCUACUCUAGUGGAAAAAAAGAUAGAAGAUCUUACAGAGAUUUUGGACCGCUAUGUUCAGGAGCAAAUUCCUGGUGCCAAGGUUGUGGUGGAGUCUAUUGGUGCUCGCCGACAUGGAGAUGCCUUUUCCCUAGAAGAUUACACCAAAUGUGACUUGACUGUCUAUGCAAUUGACCCCCAAACCAACAGAGCCAUUGACAGAAAUGAACUAUUUAAAUUUUUGGAUGGCAAACUGCUCGAUAUCAAUAAAGACUUUCAGCCGCAUUAUGGGGAAGGAGGACGUAUCCUGGAGAUCCGGACUCCAGAGGCAGUGACCAGCAUUAAAAAGAGAGGAGAAAGUCUAGGAUACACAGAAGGGGCCUUGCUGGCUCUGGCUUUCAUCAUCAUCCUCUGCUGCAUUCCUGCCAUCUUGGUAGUUUUGGUCAGCUACAGACAGUUUAAAGUACGCCAGGCUGAGUGCACCAAGACUGCACGAAUUCAAUCCGCUUUACCCGCGGCUAAACCAGCAGCGCCCGCCCCUGCACCUGUGGCAGCGCCCCCGCCCCCGCCGCCGCCUCCGGGGGCGCAUCUCUACGAAGAGCUCGGAGACAGCACAAUUUGGAGUUUUUGUUGGCAGCUGGUCAUAUGCAUGAGAACUUGUGCUAUUUGGCGGACUCUGACAAGGAGAGGUUAUACAUCAGAGCAACAACAACUGCUGAGGCCCUCUCUUCUUAAACCAGAGGAAUUAUCCAUGGAAUCUGGAAUUGAUCCUGGCCAGGAAUAUGGACAAGAUUAUUACAGUUAUGAGCAUGGGUAUGAAAUGCCUCAAUAUGGAAGUCGCCGCCGAUUGUUACCACCUGCUGGACAGGAGGAAUAUGGUGAGGUGGUUGGUGAAGCUGAGGAGGAGUAUGAGGAGGAAGAGUGGGCAAGAAAAAGAAUGAUCAAAUUAGUUGUCGAUCGAGAGUAUGAAAGUAGCUCAACUGGAGAAGAGAGCUCUACAGAAUGUCAGAGGAACCGCCUUCACAAUCCUAACAUCCACAGUAACAUCAAUGGCAAUAUAUAUAUUGCACAGAAUGGUUCUGUGGUGAGAACCCGCCGUGCCUGCCUCAUGGAUAACUUAAAAGUUUCUUCGCCUGUCCAACUGGGGAGGCACUUUAAGAAACUAGACAAGUUGGCAGUGACACAUGAGGAGAAUGUGCCCCUGAACACAUUAUCAAAGGGGCCAUUUUCUACUGAGAAAGUAAACACAAGACCAACUCUGGUUACGUUUGCCCCUUGCCCUGUGAGGACUGACAGUAUAGCAGCGAAGCCAUUGGGGAACAGACUGAAAAGCACAGUUGAACAGGAGUCCAUGAUUGACAGUAAGAACAUCAAGGAGGCUUUGGAAUUUCACAGUGAACACACACAGUCCGAUGAUGAAGAGCUUUGGAUGGGCCCCUGGAACAAUCUUCAUAUACCAAUGACGAAACUGUGACUGAUUUUUUAAAAAAAUUAUGUUAAUUUUUACUUCAGUUUUUAAUAAACUGUGCUUUUUAUUGUCACUGAGAAAACAAUGUAUGGAAUUUAUAUCAUGCACACAAGCUGAAACUUUGAACAAUACGCUUUAAAAUUUAAAAAGGAACAGAUUUGCACUCACAUUUGUAUCAAUUAUUAUAAUUGUUUUUUUUUUUCCCAGAAAAUCUAUUUGGACAGAUUCUCAAUUCACUAUAUAACAUGUCAUUUAAACAUUUAGCUGUUUUGUUGGGUCUUGAUUUUUUUUUUCAUUUUAAUAAACGAAAUAAUUUACUAAGUAAUCAUUUAUAUUUUGUUGAUUAACAUAGAUUACGCUUCUUUUCUAGCUUCACAGAACCUUUUUGGUACAUGUAAUUUUGCAUUCCAUAGGCAAAUGGGUCAAAAAUAUUAGAGGAUUUUUAUAGUUACUGAGUUUAUAUGGUUGCUGUCUGUACUGUUCUGGCUUUUUCUAAAUGAAAGAUGGAAUUGCAGAGUAAUAGUAAAUGUGGAAAUUACCUGUAAAUUACUUUAAAUCAUGAACUUAUUUUCCUUACUGCCCAAUAUAAAAUUUUGCAGAUUUUUACACACACACACACACACACACACACACACACACACCUUUCAAGGAACACAUGAAGUCAUAUCUCAUAUCCCUUUUCAUCAAUAUUAUUUACAAUCUUCCCUAGUGCCCCACUAAACAUUCUAUCCAUAUAAAAUAUAAAAGAUAAUUUAGUUUAGUCAUGUGAAGUUAAAAAACUUUUUGGAGCAACACAGAAUUCUCACCCUUAGCAAAAUCGUACUGAGAAAUGGGAAAAGGUCAAAUAGACAAUAAUGUAUCGAAACCAACAGUUUCAGUAUGGAAGACAUGGUAGGUCUCACACUAAUGUCAUUGGACAUGAAUAGUUUAUAAACUCAGCAUAAAGGAAUUGGGCAGGGUCAAGACUUUAUGUAAUAUGAAAAUGCCUAUAAAUCCAUAAUUCCAAAUGUAUUAUUGUAUUUAACUUUUUUCAUUUUCAGUUUAUUUAUAGAAUAUUUUAGUGCACACAUAUUGAUGUACUUAAAGUCCAGAGCCAGAAAAAUGUGAUUGCCUGGGCAUUUUUAAAUCAAGGAACACAUUCUUGAUUUUUUACCAUUGAACAAAGCACAGUCUUUCACCAUUAACAGAAGUGAAAACAUAAUAUUCUUUUUAAAAAAUUGCCUUGUGUGUUGCAUACUUUCCAGAUGUAAAAAGAAUGAAACAAUAUAGAUUAAGAGAUUCAGAAUUCUACUGAAUAUGACUGAGUAUGAUAUAGGUAUAGCUCACCUCAAAUUUUGCACAAUAUUGACCAAGUUCGGAUUUUAAUGAAAUUCUCACAUGCAUGCAUAUUAUAUGGUUGAAGGAUUGAAUAAUGCAAUAUUAUUUAUGCUCCCUUACAUGUUUCACAUUUUAAAAAUAGUUUGUUAUAUGCUAUUUCCUUUUUUCCAAAGUGAAUGAAUUGCAUUAACAUAAAAUUGCCAACUUAUAUGAAUAGUAUAUUUUUUAUUUCAGAUUUCCAAAAGUAUUUGGGAUCCAAUACAGUAACAUCUCAUUUACCUAAUUUUAUUGAAAAUUAAUACAUCCUAUACCCUUGCUAGAAAAACUAUCAGCAUUAACUGGGAGCUCAUUAAAAACAUAGAAUCAGGCCCAUAUCCCCAGGCCUACUACUAAAUAAGAGUUCACAUUUUCAUAAGACCCUGAGGUGGUUUAUAUGCAUAUUAAAUUUUGAGAAGCAAUGAUCUAUACUAUUGAAUUCCAGGGUUUACUCCUCCAAGCGCCAAAGUAAUUGUUUUUAGUAUAAAAUAUUUUGUAUAGAAAUUAGAUUAAGAAUAUUAUAUUUCCAUACUAGCUCAAACAGAGAUCACUGAAUAUAAUUUAAUGAUGCUCCAAGGCCAUCUCAAUAGCAUCCCAUGAUAUUCCCUUUGCAUACAGCUUUAUAUAAUUUUUCUGCCUUUAAUUUCCAGCUGUGAUAUUUAUGUUGUUGUGCCUUUCUCAAAGUUUUUCUUUCAGUCUGUAUCUUCUAAUAUCCUCAUGAAAAAGUUUGUGGUUUUUAUUUGUUUGCUUUGUUUUGUUCUUAUUUUAAAAAUCACUAAACCUGAGAUGGGGAUCAGGUAGGUGGAUACAAGCAAAAAUUGUGUGAUUCUCAGAAGAUUUCUUUGGUCACUAUUGGGAUAUGUGCACUGUUUUGGAAAUCUGAUGUUGGCAGAAGACAAAUGCUCUGAUAUAUGUCACUGUAUUUUAAAGUACAAUUUUUAUAAGAAAACAAAAAAAAUUUACAAGAGAAGACACAUUUCAGCAAUUUCAAGUAAAAAAAAUCCUUUCAGUAAAAAAUAAAAAAUCAUGAAGUUAGUCUAUCCCUUAGUUAAUGGAGACAGUAUAAAGAGAAGCAGGACUUAUGCAGAGCAACCAAAUCAAAUAUUUGGUGAGUAUAUUUUGGAGUAAAGUAUGCACAGUAGUAAAAAUAUUACUGACCAAAUAAGUCUGGACCAAUUAAAUAGUUACUUUGAUAGGACUUCCACUAUCCAUAAAUCCAUGACUCAGGAUUAAAAUUGUGCAACCUAAGUAUGUUUAAUCUUAAGAAUACUUCAUAUAAAUGAUGUUUCUAUGUUUAUAAAGACACUGGUGGUUUUUCUUCUGAGAAAGGCAUAGGAAUUUUUUCUUGUUCUCAAUCAGCAUCUGUUUUCAAUCAGGCAGAAGAAACAGCAGAUCUUGGCUGAUUAAGAUGAGAACAAACUUAUAAAUGACUAUAAUAUCGCUAAACCUAUUGCUUUCAGAAGGUCUUGUCAUUAAGGGAAAGAAUGAGUAAAUAUGGUCAAGGUGACAUAGGACAUUUGUGACUCAACCAUAGAAUCACAAAUGCUAAUAUCUUUCUAGACUUGUCUUUUUCAUUAAUUACAUACUCCAGGAGUUCUCAUAGAAUUACAACUGUAGGUUGGCCAAGAGCAUCUUUUUAAAAUACAGGGAAAAAAAUUUGCCUUGCAUUUUAUAUGAGAUAUAUCAUUCAUGUUAUGAGACUACAUUGUUAGCAGGAAUGUUAAAACAUGUUAUUUACUCUAAGUGGUUCUUCUAAAUGAGAUAUGGUGGCUACUAUUAAAAUAUUGUUUCAUAACUUUUAUGUAUCAUAGAGCCAGAAAUAAUUGAAUAUUGAUUCUUGAGUGAAGACUUUUUUCUUCUUUGAUUUCAUGAGCCUCGCUUUUUCUCUUGCUCUGCUUCACCUUCUGCACUUUAUACCUUAAGUGGGACUUCAAUACCACUUUAAUUAAUUAGUAAAAUAGGCAGAAAGUGCUAAAAUUUAUUCUCAGGGCAGAUGCCUAUUGGUGCCUGCAAAUAACAUAGUGAUAAGGUUGAGGGAUAGGUUCAAAAUAAUAUUGAGUAUCUCUACUUUUUAUUGAUAGUUUCUCCCUAUUUCAAAACGAUAUGUGAAUUUUUUUGUUCUAUUUUUUUCUCUUGUUAUCACAUUAGUUGACUUUCAUCUCUAUCAUAAUAAUCUUUACUUUUAGAUUGGUAUUCUUUCAUUGCAAUCUGCUUUAAGUUUAUGGUAAGUUAAGCACAUGUAUGGAAGACUUGGACAUUGUCUAUAGUUGAAAAAAUUAUGAACACAUUCACUGCUUUCCCUAUUUCUUUAUCCAAACACCUGUUCUUCCUUAACAAAUAUUUAUGUUACUGUAUGAAGAAUCUGAAUUAGAAAAUUUAAGUAAAAAUGCAUUGUUAUUCACUACACAAUGUUGACGAUGUUUCAAAAAUAAAUUUCCAUUUGAAAAAAUGAAUUUUCAUUAUUCUACCAGUUGGGGACAAAAGUCAGUAACUAUUUUCCCAUUUAUAUGUUUAGUAUUUCAACUCAAUAAUAAAAAGAAAAGUCUGCUCUGCAAACUCUUAUCUUAGUACAAUGAGGAGGAAAGUGUAUUUUAAAACUCCUAUCCAGUCUCUUGUUACUUCUGUCAUGUACUUGUCCCACCAAGUUCUAAGAAGAGUCACAACUGUGUUUCUUUCCUAUCAUACCACAUAUUCAUUUACAUAAAAAAUUUAUAAUCACAUAAACACAAAAGUUUUCACAUGUAAUCAGGCAGUUAUGUUCAUAGAAAUGCUAAAUGACAGCAUAAAUGUUGCAAGAAGUAUAGUCAACCUGAAGUUACAUUAUGUAUCUUACAACAUAGUUGAGCCCAGUGUUUCAGAGACUCAUAAUUUAUAUACAUAUACCUAUAUCGAUAGCUCUAUCUAUCUGUCUAUGUCAAAUGUGCUCCUAUUUCUCUGGCCACAUGCAGCUUGCUUAACUUUCUAAUGCAGUUGAUGAUUUACUAAUUUCAAUUGUCUUUUAUGGUCAAACAGUCAGGAUUGAGAGGAAUAAAUUUUCCAAAACAACAAUCUUGAACUCAGAAUUCUUGGCCCUUUGCCUUCUGCUCUACCUAGUGUAAAGUUGUGUCCAUCCAUGUAUUUCUAGUGUCCAACACACCUCCUUGCAAAAACAGUUGUUGAGGAAAAUUAGAUUAAACAGAAUGAAUGAAUUCUAGCCCUGUCUCUAUGUAACCUUGUGCACAUCAUUUUACAGUUUAUUCUAUUAGAAAAUAGUAAUAACAACUAUUUAAGUCCACCUCGAUUAAGAGAUAAAAUCAGAUACUUAAUCUGAACAUAUUUUGCCAACUCUAUAAUGAUAUAUGUAGAGAAUAAAAGAUUGCAAAUUUGCCUUCAUGAUCUUCUUCACAGAUUUGGCCAGAUUUUGAUAUUUUAUUGGCUAAAUGGCAGUAUAAAUCUUAUUGACACGGUUUACAUAGUAGAUAUUCUAAGUCAUA
Messenger RNA from Microcebus murinus (gray mouse lemur), 8794 nucleotides. NCBI's taxonomy places the organism in Eukaryota, Metazoa, Chordata, Mammalia, Primates, Cheirogaleidae. The record is from RefSeq and is a predicted model, not a curated record.